CCUCCCGCUGAAUGCAUCAUAAUUCAAAGAAAAUAGGAACCGGGGCUCAAGCUAUCUUUAGUCUCUCUUUAGUAUUCUCUCUCUGUCACUGUCUCCGAAUGCGCAAACUUGGCAAUAUUGUCCUAGCCCCCAAGAUUUGGUUCGAGAUGGCCCUCUGCACAUGUUCAGAGGCAUUCCUGACUUGCCAUGCUGCCUCUACUCCUCUCCUCCAAGCCCAAACUCGGCAAUAUUUCUCCUAGUCCCCCAGGUCUGGUGCGAUGUUGCCGAGGCACUCCUGAGUCCCGACUUGCCGUGCUGUGAGGAUGAGCCCUCCCCACUUCGUUUUGUUUUUAUAGGUUCGGGGGAUUGGCCUUUGGUUCGGAUUAACUUGGUGGGGUUCUGUCGCCUUUUUGAGGAGGGCGAACCUCUUCCUUGCCCUCUGAGCAGUUCGUAGGCGGGGGAGACCCGACGUGAAAAGAAACUGAGACGAAACCCAGGAAAACGAUCUCGUCCCCGCUACAGGGGAAAGCUGGAAUGGGGGGCGGGGGCGGGAUUUGAGUUGAUAUCUCCUGAAGCCGGAAAGAGGGGCUCGAAGCCUUCAAGGGUGCGGGGGAAUCUGACCUUAAGCGUCGGUUUGGGACGUUUGUGUGUGGGGUGUGUGUGUGUAAGUGGCCCCGUCUUCUUUGCCCAUCGAGCCAGCCGUCGAAGCACAGAUGCCUUCGGGGUGUCCGCCUGCUCGGGGCAAGCCUUUGGAGCAGUUAGGCGGGGUUCCCCUCGCCCCAUCACUGGGGCUGGGUCACUCACCGGUGGUUUAGUUCUGCUGUUCUUAACAGACGUGGGGGCCAGAGAGUCUUGCCUUAGAGCACCCUCCACAUUCCCCCAUACACCCGCAAAACAGAUUCCAGAUCCUCGGGACCUGCCAUGAUUUCUCCCAGGCUUCCCCCAUCCCUCUUCCCGGGCGAUCUCUGAUCUAAGCCUGUCCUAGACUCCAAGUUGAAGCCAAGUUGAAAGGGACCGCGAGGAUCAUCCAGUCCAACCGCCUGCAAUAUUUUGUCCGAUGUGGGGCUCGAACUCACGACCCUGAGAUGGAGUCUCAUGCUCUACUGACUGAGCAUAGAGUUGGACUUCUGAAGUCACCUAAGACUAAGAGCCUCCUCUCCAGUGCGGGAUCUGCAGCAAUACAGCAGGGAAGGAGAAUCUCCCACUCCCUUCUCCCUUCUGCCCUGUGUCAGUCUGUUCCACACAGUCAAACAGACCUUGCGAAGUUUCCCUUAGAAGCGUCGCCGGAAUCUGCUUCUCUGGAAAACCCCACCCCUUGAAAUCUUCGCCCUGCCUUCUUCUGGAGCGACGGAGAGCCUCUUAAAACUCGUCCGUCCGCUUCUCUCCCUGCCAAGAGGCAUCCAGCAAGCCGGCUUUGCCAGCGGAGCCAGCCUUGGAACAGACCCAUCCGCCAAGCGGGGAUUGCGCCUGCUCCUGCACAGAGUGUAAGGAAGAUGUAAAGCGGACCUCCGAGGCAAGUCCCCAGGAGUGUGUUCAGCAAGCCCCAUAUUUUCAGCCGGGCCAAUGCCUGUCUCUGUUCACACCUUCCACAGAGGUCUGUUCGCUUUGUCGUAUUCCAAGGCUGGGGGACCCGGUGCUCCAUCAGAACUGACAUCCAGCAACUGAUGUCUUGCAGAGGCAUUCUGGUCAUUCGAGGUCUGGAGAAUUGGGAACCUUCAGGUGAAUAGAGGAACCGCCUUCCCUUCCCCUCUCCCUCCAGAGGCUGCAAGCCAGCCAGCCAAGACAGGGCCUGCGUGCACCGCCAGCUCUCGGUCUCCUCAUUCAGAGAAGACCCGAGGACUACAAUGGAAGAGAGUGUGUUCAGUGUACAGCAGAUCCAGCCCAAUGUCAUUUCCGUGAAACUCUUCAAGCGCAAGGUUGGGGGUCUCGGGUUCCUGGUGAAGGAGCGUGUCAGCAAGCCGCCGGUGAUCAUCUCGGACCUGAUCCGAGGAGGGGCGGCUGAGCAAAGUGGCCUCAUCCAGACAGGGGACAUCAUCCUCGCCGUGAAUGGGCGCCCCCUGGUGGACAUGAACUAUGACACCGCUCUGGAGGUCCUGAGGAGCAUCGCCUCCGAAACCCACGUCGUCCUCAUCUUGAGGGGCCCGGAGGGCUUCACCACGCACCUGGAGACGACCUUCACUGGGGACGGGACGCCCAAGACCGUCCGAGUCACCAGGCCCCUGUGCGCCACCUCCCCGUCUCUGGUUGACCUCCCGGCCGGCCUCGGGAUCCACACCAAAGAUCAGCGGCAAGGAGGUGACCAUACAAUGGGGGGUUCUGUCAGCUCUCGGUGCACCCGGGAGAACGGGCAGGGGGACGAGACCCUGGUGCACGUCAACGGGGUGAUCGCUGGGUCCGUCCCCAGGGACUCUCUGAAAGGGAGCGGGGACGUUUCCGACUGUUGCCUCAACGGCAGCGUCGAGAGCAGCGAACUGUUGAAAGAGAUCGAGCCGGUCUUGGACCUCCUGAAGGGCAACAGCAAGGAGCUCAACGGAGAUGCGCAACCCAGGAUGGUCACAAGAGACGCGGAGGUCCAGGUGGAUGGUUUCCGGGAAGCAGACCGGAAGUCGCCAAAGGCUUUGCCAUCAGGAAUGGAGAACGACCGAGUCUUCAACGACUUGUGGGAGAAGACUGACACAGCCUCCAUCGCGAGCAAGCCCUCUUCGGACAAGGACCCGAUCUCGCCCUCGGGCCGGCAGUCACCAACAAAGAAUGUGAUGAAUGGAAGCCCUUCCAAGUGCCCACGCUUUGCUAAAGUGCGGAACUGGGAGACCGGAUCGGUGCUCAACGACACUUUGCAUCUGAAGAGUACCAUGGUGACCCCCUGCAGUGAGCAGGUCUGCAUGGGUUCCAUUAUGAUGCCUUCCCAGCACGUCCGAAGACCUGAAGAAGUCCGGACCAAGGAAGAGCUCCUCCCACUGGCGAAAGAGUUCAUUGAUCAGUAUUAUUCCUCCAUCAAGAGGUUUGGCUCCAAGGCCCACCUGGAGAGGCUGGAGGAAGUCACCAAGGAGAUAGAAGCUACAGACACGUACCAACUGCGAGACACGGAACUGAUCUACGGGGCCAAGCACGCCUGGCGCAAUGCCUCCCGCUGUGUGGGCCGGAUCCAGUGGUCCAAGCUGCAGGUCUUUGACGCCCGGGACUGCACCACAGCUCAUGGCAUGUUCAACUACAUUUGCAACCACAUCAAGUAUGCUACUAACAAAGGGAACCUCAGGUCGGCCAUCACCAUAUUCCCCCAGAGGACAGAUGGGAGACACGACUUCCGAGUCUGGAACUCCCAACUCAUCCGCUACGCUGGCUACAAACAGCUGGACGGCACCUUCCUGGGAGACCCAGCCAACGUGGAGCUGACUGAGAUCUGCAUACAGCAAGGGUGGAAGCCGCCCAAGGGCCGUUUUGAUGUCCUUCCGCUCCUGCUCCAGGCCAAUGGCAACGACCCCGAGCUCUUUGAGAUCCCACCUGAGCUGGUCCUGGAAGUACCCAUCAGGCACCCCAAGUUUGCCUGGUUCAAAGACCUGGGGCUGCAGUGGUAUGGGUUGCCCGCAGUUUCCAACAUGCUGCUUGAAAUCGGGGGUUUGGAGUUCUCGGCCUGCCCCUUCAGCGGCUGGUACAUGGGCACCGAGAUCGGAGUCCGCGAUUACUGCGACAACUCCCGCUACAACAUCCUGGAGGAAGUUGCCAAAAAGAUGAACCUGGACAUGCGGAAGACCUCAUCGCUCUGGAAGGACCAAGCACUGGUGGAGAUAAACAUUGCUGUUUUGUACAGCUUCCAGAGCGACAAGGUGACCAUUGUGGACCACCACUCGGCCACGGAGUCCUUCAUCAAGCACAUGGAAAAUGAAUACCGCUGUCGGGGAGGUUGCCCAGCUGACUGGGUAUGGAUUGUCCCGCCCAUGUCCGGGAGCAUCACCCCUGUCUUCCACCAAGAGAUGCUCAACUACAGGCUGACGCCCUCCUUUGAGUACCAGCCCGAUCCAUGGAACACCCAUAUUUGGAAAGGCAUCAACGGCACUCCCACCAAGAAAAGAGCCAUUGGGUUUAAAAAGUUAGCCAAGGCUGUGAAGUUCUCUGCCAAACUGAUGGGGCAGGCGAUGGCAAAGCGAGUCAAGGCCACUAUCCUGUAUGCCACAGAAACUGGAAAAUCCCAGGUCUAUGCAAAAACCCUGUGUGAGAUCUUCAAGCAUGCCUUUGAUGCCAAGGUGAUGUCGAUGGACGAGUACGACACUGUCCACUUGGAACAUGAAACUCUCGUGCUGGUGGUCACAAGCACCUUUGGCAACGGAGACCCACCUGAGAAUGGGGAGAAAUUUGGCUGUGCUCUGAUGGAAAUGAGGAAUCCCAACUCCAACCUAGAAGAGAGAAGGAGCUACAAAGUGCGCUUUAACAGCGUCUCCUCGUAUUCGGAUGCUCGGAAAUCUUCGGCUGACGGGCCCGAAGCCAGGAACAACUUUGAGAGCACCGGUCCACUGGCCAAUGUCAGAUUCUCCGUCUUUGGACUGGGGUCGCGGGCCUAUCCCCACUUCUGCGCCUUUGCUCGCGCCGUGGACACGCUCUUGGAGGAGCUGGGUGGAGAACGCAUCCUGAGGAUGGGCGAGGGAGAUGAGCUGUGCGGGCAAGAGGAAUCCUUCAGGACGUGGGCCAAAAAGGUCUUCAAGGCAGCGUGUGAUGUGUUCUGCGUCGGCGAUGACGUCAACAUCGAGAAAGCGAACAACUCCCUCAUCAGCAACGACCGGAGCUGGAAGAGGAGCAAGUUCCGCCUGACCUAUGUUGCCGAAGCACCCGAACUGACACAAGGCUUGUACAGCAUCCACAAAAAGCGAGUCUUCGCAGCCCGGCUCCUGGCACGUCAGAAUCUACAAAGCCCCAAAUCCAGCCGCUCCACAAUCUUCCUACGGCUUCACACCAAUGGACACCAGGAGCUGCAUUAUGAACCCGGAGACCACCUGGGCGUCUUUCCAGGUAACCACGAAGACCUGGUCAACGCCUUGAUCGAACGGCUUGAAGAUGCGCCCCCUACCAACCAGCUGGUGAAGGUGGAGCUCUUGGAAGAGAGAAACACAGCUUUAGGUGUCAUCAGCAACUGGACGGACGAGAACCGCGUCCCUCCCUGCACCAUCUUCCAGGCCUUCAAAUAUUACCUGGAUAUCACCACCCCUCCCACGCCAAUCCUGUUGCAGCAAUUUGCGUUGCUGGCGACCAGUGAGAAAGAGAAGAAGCGCCUUCAGGUUCUCAGCAAGGGUCUCCAGGAAUACGAGGAGUGGAAAUGGUCCAAGAACCCCACCAUGGUCGAAGUCCUGGAAGAGUUCCCGUCUGUGCAGAUGCCGUCCACCUUCCUGGUGACCCAGCUCCCGCUGCUCCAGCCUCGCUACUAUUCCAUAAGCUCCUCCCCUGACAUGUACCCUGACGAGGUCCACCUCACGGUAGCCGUGGUCUCCUAUCGCACCAGAGAUGGCGAAGGGCCAAUCCACCACGGGGUCUGUUCCUCCUGGUUCAACCGGAUACAGGCGGACGAAGUAGUGCCAUGUUUUGUCAGAGGAGCUCCUGGGUUCCACAUGCCACAAGACCCACAGGUUCCUUGCAUCCUGGUUGGCCCUGGGACAGGGAUUGCUCCUUUCCGGAGCUUCUGGCAACAGCGGCUCUUUGACGUCAAACACAAAGGGCUGAAGCCAUGCCCCAUGAUGCUGGUCUUUGGUUGCCGGCAGUCCAAGAUUGACCACAUUUACAAAGAGGAGACCUUGCUGGCGAAAAGCAGUGGUGUCUUCAAGGAGCUGUUUACGGCCUACUCUCGUGAGCCAGACAAACCAAAGAAAUACGUGCAGGACAUCCUUCAGGAGCAGCUGGCGGGAACCGUCUACAAGGCGUUGAAGGAGCAGGGGGGACACCUCUAUGUGUGCGGUGAUGUCACGAUGGCUGGGGACGUCCUCAAGACCGUCCAGAGCAUCGGGAGGCUUCAGGGCAAGCUGACGGCAGAGGAAGCCAGUGCUUUCAUUAGCAAGCUACGGGAUGACAACCGCUACCACGAGGAUAUAUUUGGAGUCACCUUGCGCACGUACGAAGUAACGAACCGCCUCCGGUCCGAGUCGAUUGCACACAUUGAGGAGAGUAAGAAAGACACGGACGAGGACUUCCGCCAGGCCCACAACAACAAACGCUCGUCUGUGUCUCGUCCUAUUGUUGUGUCCUGAAGGAUGUGUUGUUGACGCUUGGAUAAGCGACGGAGGAAGAGACGGAGGGACAAUGCUGGCGAUAUUUCUCUCCCCUCCACACCGCCACCCUCUUCUCGCGUCCUGUGGCAGUUUUAUUUCCCUUCCGUGUGACCUUCUCUGGAAUCUCCCACUGUGGCGCGAUGGCUUUGAACGCAACCUGCAAGCAGCUCCGGCAAAGACACACAACUUCUCCGCUCGUUCAUGACGAGGCCGUCUUCAUGGCUGCAUGAAACCACCACCCUAGUGGUCGUCAUCUGCAUUUUGUGUGUGUGCGUGUGUGUGUGUGCGUGCGUGUUCUGGGGUGGGUUUGGAGGGUCACGGUCAGUUGCUGUUGAGUUACGCGGCAGAGGAACGCAGAAUCGCCGCUCUUGUCUGUUUGCCAAAAUCUCUGCCUAGCAUGAUUUGCUUCAAGCAGUGGGUCACCCUCUCCCCUGUCCCCUCCUGCCGCUGCCCCUUUCAUUCCUGCAAUCUGGCAGUGGGGAGGAGGGGAAGUAUGGCGGGCAGCUCCUCCUGUGGCUUUGUUCUUGUGCAGCCCCUCGGUCCUUGCAUACAAGGUGGAACUGGCCUCCGUUGCACAGAUAACGGUCGCACCUUCGUACGGCAUACUUGCGCAGCCUCUUAACGUGAUGCACUGCCCCAGCCUCCCUGCUCCCUUCCCUGCACCUUCCGCAACGUGUUUGAGCACCGAUCCAAUGGUCACAAAGUCAGCGACACAGCUGGAAAUGGCAAGCUAGGUGGGCUGUAACCAACAGACUGCCAGGAAGCAACUGUGGGUCAUCAGGCAUUGUGGCUAAAACACUGCUAAGGAUAUGAAUACACUAUUAGGAAUCCAAGAAGGUUUCCCUUGUUCAUGCGAUGUGCUUUUUCAUUUACUCCUCAGACAGAGGGAGAGAGAAAGGAAAAGAAUGAGGAUGCUACCAAAGGAUCACUUUUGUAGAACCAUAGAACUGAGAUGGGGAAUCUGUGGUCCUCCAGGUGUUGAUGAGCUAUGACUCCCAUCAUAUUCUGCCAAUUUCCCAUUCAGGCUGGGGCUGAUGGCAAUUUUUGAAUGCCUUUCUCACGCAUACACUAGCGUACAGUGUGCAUACAAACGCAUAUAUUAGCAAAAGUAACAUACGCAAAAUGCAUUGCAUUAGGGGGAAUUACUUUGCUUAAAAAUGUGUGUGUUGGGAGAAAAUGCAGACUUGUUAGGAGAAAUUUGCACUAAAAUUCUGGUGAAUUUUCAUGAGAACAACAACAACAAAAUCACAAGCUGAGAUGGUAACGUGGGGGGAUCUAAUUUAACAUAGAAAAACAUGAGAAACAGAGAAAAACAAAAAAUGACAUAUUUGCCCAACACCAUGUCCAAGACCAUGGGUAGGCAAACUAAGGCCCGGGGGCUGGAUCCAGCCCAAUCGCCUUCUAAAUCAGGCUUGCAGAAUCAGCCUGUUUUUACAUGAGUAGAAUGUGUCCUUUUAUUUAAAAUACAUCUCUGGGUUAUUUGUGGGGCCUGCCUGGUGUUUUUACAUGAGUAGAAAGUGUCCUUUUAUUUAAAAUGCAUCUCUGUGUUAUUUGUGGGGUAUAGGAAUUCGUUCAUUUUUUCCUUCAAAAUAUAGUCGGGCCCCCCCACAAGAUCUGAGGGGCAGUGGACUGGCCCUCUGCUGAAAAAGUGUGCUGACCCCUAUCCAAGACCAUCAGGUGGGCCACAGGUUGCCCAUCUUUGCAACAGACGAAGGCCAAAGAGGACCCAGGAAGGAACAGGCAGACUACAUUCACGAACUCUUUCUGAUGGCUUCUAGAGUUCUCCAGUUACAGAAAAUGAUUGACUAUUCUGAUAGAUCUCUUGCUCCAUCCACACUGCUUUUCUAGUCUCAGAAUAAACCCAGGACAUCCCCUUCCUCCCUAGGGAGAUAGAUGGAUCUCCCAGCAGUAAAAAGCUGAAUUACUUCCAGCAGGAAACAGCUGGAUCCUAAACUACUGCCUUCUCAUUGAAGGGUUUUGCUGUCAGUGCCAAAAACUCUGUGCUCUUUCGCUUGGCGUUUCCUUUUGCUUUGUGCAAAAAGGACAACCUGGGGAGCUGCCAAGGCAGGGGCCUGGCGCCUGUCACAAGUUCUCAGCAUUUGUAAGAUGCUAGAGGCUGCCUUAUUCUGAUUCGGAGCAACGGUCCAUCUAGCUCAGCAUGGUCUACACUGGCCGGCAGAGGCUCUCCAGAGUUUCAAGCAGGGUUUUCUGCUAGCCCUCCCUGGAGAGGCCAUUGGGGGAUUGAACCUUGGACCUCUGCCACUGAGCUACAGCCCUUCCCCAAAGGUCGACUGUGAAUUCCUUUUGCCCACCUUAAGACUCCUUGAAGCUUAUAGACAUUUGACCAUGAGAUUGGCAGAGCAAGGCAGCAGUUUCCUUGGGGCCCCAAGCAUGUGCUUUUUGAACGGGACACAUUGCUCUCGUUGGUAACAACAUCAGAGCCAUGACGAAACCCUGGUUGGGUUUAGGCCCCCUGGUUUGAUUCAUGCUGCCGUCUUAUGCACCAGAGAUGUGGAAAUAUUUUCUAGCCCGAGGGCCGCAUUCCUUGUUUGGCAACUUUCUGGGGGCCCCACAUGGUGGGCGGAGCCAGGGGCGAAGGUGGGUGGAGCAACAUAUGCAGAUUUUCCCUUUGCAUAGUAAGCUACUUUCUGCUCAUGCUCACACACCCUUCUGUGACCUCCAUGCAGAGAAGCAGGAGGCAGCAACAGAGACUUCAAGGCAGGGGGAAAGACUCAUGGAGUGAGGAGCAAUUCCUGGGGAGAGUCUCAAAUGCCAGAGAGAGACUUGGAGGGCUGUGUGUGGACCCUAGGCCAGAGGUUCCCCACCCCUGCUAUGCACACCUAGAAGUAAGAUGGCCCAUGGGAACUUCCUUCUGAGUAGACAAGGAUUACAUUGAUUUGUAAGCAUAGUGGCAAAACUGGUACAACCAGGUGGCUGAUGGCUGGAAUCCUUAGCACAGGGGUGGGAAACGGGGGGGGGCCUUGCGGAUGUCUCUGGACUCCAACUCCCAUCAGUCCCAGCUACCAUGGCCAAAGGUCAAGGAUGGUGGGAGUUGGAGUCCAGCGACACCCAGAGGGGUCGCAGGUACCCCCAACCCUCCUCUAGUCUAACUCGGCAUGGCGAGAAUCUCCCACAUUCUGGCUCAGUCCAAAAUCCCAUGCAUCCCACAGACACAAAGUCUUGGUUAUGCCAUGCCUUUGCGAUCAAAUAACAAACGCAGCCUCUUGCCUCGCAAAAGAAUAGAACGGAACCACCGCACUGUGAUAGCGUCGCAUUGUUUUCCCACAUCAGGUGACCCACACACACACUCAGCUGCCAAAAGGAUCCCCCCCACCCCACUUUUAAGAUGGGUGAGUGCAACUGGAAGUCCGGAGUGCCAGCCAGCUUAUUGUUUGUGAGUCAACAUGCAAAGGCACGUGAACAUUUGUUUGACCUUGUUUGUAUCCCACGUGGCUCGCCGGUCUCUCGAGAGGCUGAAAAAGCAACCUGCCAAAAGUGGGAGAAAUUGCAACACGGCCAGAUCAUAAGGAGGGGCAGCAAUAAGCCCACAAAUGGCUCAGUUUGCUCAACACCCACGUUGAACAACACGCCACGGCAGGCGAUGCUCAAAGAGACGGUGCCAUUUGUGAAAGCUGAACAAGUUCCCCUGAAGAAGGUUAUUGAAACACAUUGGAAACAUUACCAUUGAACCUCUUGGAUUUUGUCUGCUCCAUUCUGCUCCCCUCAGAAAAGGAAAACAAAAAAAGCAACCAGCCACACUUUGCUCUAGUCCCUUUUCAGUGAAAGCCCCCUUUCCUUGCUCUGCUACUUGUUUGUAGAAAAGAAAAGUGCAGUUUCAUCUCACGGGAGAGGUUUUCCAGGCCGCUGCUACACAAAACAAACGAGAGAACAGCCGUUUUCAAGGGGGGGUCUUUGUUCUAUGAGUUGGUGCUUGUUUUGUCACGAGGUGCUGUUUCUGAGCUGUGCGCAGCGCGCUAUGUCAACACCUAGUGGUAGAAAUCAAGCAUUACAAUGCAGUGGCAGUGUGCACAUUUCAUUUUUUUCCCCAAUCCACAUGUUCCAGUGCAAAGGGGUUGCGGGUUGAAACAGAAAUGUUCCCAUGCAGAGAUGGUACAGACUGAAACAGAAAUCUGUACCCUAACCCAGGCUAUUGAAUGAACCCUGUAUAUUGUAUGGGAAAACUCUCCUCUGCUCCCUCCCAUUGGCUUCAGCAGGUUAACUUAGACCUAAGUGUCCUCUGGUUCAAACAAGAACAAAAAUGCAUUUGCCUGUGUAGGGCAAUGAUAUAAUAUGGGUGAGUACAAUCCUGAAUAUGUACAGGUUUCCCAAGCACCUGCUAAUGUGAUCAAUUUCCUCUCCCUAUUCUUCAGCUCAGCUCCCUUGUGUCACUGUGCCAUUAUUAUUAUUAUUAUUAUUAUUAUUAUUAUUGUUAUUAUUAUCAUCAUCAUCAUCAUCACUGCCAU
Molecule: messenger RNA, 10690 nt
Organism: Zootoca vivipara (common lizard)
Lineage: Eukaryota; Metazoa; Chordata; Lepidosauria; Squamata; Lacertidae
Gene: NOS1
Product: nitric oxide synthase 1
Biological process (GO): nitric oxide biosynthetic process
Molecular function (GO): nitric-oxide synthase activity; FMN binding; calmodulin binding
Source: RefSeq, a predicted model, not a curated record